GCAGUCCAACGAGAUCGGAUCGCAAAGAUUGAUAGAGAGAGAUGUUCACUUCAUAAGCGGUCAGGAACUCUCAGACAAUUUCACGGCUUGUCUCGGCAUCGCAGAAGUUGACGUGAACACAUGAAGGAUUGGACGGAUGUAAAAGUCAGUCUUUUUUGUUUUGAUGCAACUCGUUUUCUUUCGACAGAGUGGAUUUUCCCGAUCCGAUUCUCCGCCUUUUUUCCGACCAAGCGAGGAUGAAGAACCGGAAAGGGAGCCCAAGCCUACUGAAAGCUCAGGAUGAUGGAGCGCUUGAUUCGGGAAGUGGACUAAAAUAAAAGAUGCUUUCGUUUCGUUCUACAUGCGGCCUGGCAGACGACUGGUAAAAAGAAAGGGACCGGAUUCCAGCGCAAGCAUCCCUCCCAGCUUCCCGGCCGAGUAAAAUGCGACGUUCCGAGUGAUCGAGCCGCGAGGGGUCUCGACCGCACGCCGGGACUCCAUGGCCGGCCGGUUUGCGCCCAUCCCGCAGCCGGACGUGGCGGGAGUAUGAGCGUGGGAAGGAUCAACCGCUACAGCAUCGUGUCCUCGGAGGAGGAGGGCCUCCGUCUCACGACCAUGCACGGCAUGAACGGUUUUGGCAACGGCAAGAUCCACACGCGCCGCAAGUGCCGCAGCCGCUUCGUCAAAAAGAACGGCCAGUGCAAUGUGCAGUUUGCCAACAUGGACGACAAGUCGCAGCGCUACCUGGCGGACAUCUUCACCACCUGCGUGGACAUUCGCUGGCGGUGGAUGCUGGUGGUCUUCACUCUGGUCUUCGUCUUAUCUUGGCUGGCUUUCGGCUUGGCCUUCUGGGUUAUCGCUUUGCUGCACGGGGAUCUGGAUAACCCGGCCGGAGACGACAACUUCACCCCGUGCGUCCUGCAAGUCAACGGAUUCGUGGCCGCCUUCCUCUUCUCCAUCGAAACGCAGUCCACUAUCGGCUACGGCUACCGCUGCGUCACCGAGGAAUGCCCGGUGGCCGUCUUCAUGGUGGUGUUCCAGUCCAUAGUGGGUUGCAUCAUCGACUGCUUCAUGAUCGGCGCCAUCAUGGCCAAGAUGGCCAGGCCCAAGAAGCGAGCGCAGACGCUCUUGUUCAGCCACAACGCCGUCAUUGCCAUGCGGGAUGGAAAACUGUGUCUCAUGUGGCGGGUGGGGAACCUCCGCAAGAGCCACAUUGUGGAGGCCCACGUCAGGGCGCAGCUCAUCAAGCCUCGCAUCACCGACGAAGGAGAGUACAUCCCCCUGGACCAGAUCGACAUCGACGUGGGCUUCGACAAAGGCCUGGACAGGAUCUUCUUGGUUUCGCCCAUCACCAUCCUCCACGAGAUCGACGAGACCAGCCCCCUUUUUGGGAUCAGCAAACAAGACCUGGAGACGUCUGACUUUGAGGUUGUGGUGAUCUUGGAGGGCAUGGUGGAAGCCACGGCCAUGACCGCUCAGGCGCGCAGUUCCUACGUAGCCUCCGAGAUCCUUUGGGGACACAGGUUUGAGCCCGUCUUGUUUGAAGAGAAGAACCUCUACAAGGUGGAUUACGCUCACUUCCACAAAACCUACGAGGUGCCGUCCACCCCCCGAUGCAGUGCCAAGGAAAUGCUGGAGAACAAAUUUCUCGUUCCCACUUCCAACUCCUUCUGCUAUGAAAACGAGCUGGCUUUUCUCAACCGGGAAGAGGAGGAAGAGGAGGAGGAGGAGGAUCUCGGCGGCGGCAAUAUGGCCCUGGCAAACCUCAGUCCGGACCGGAACAGCCGGCACGAGUUUGAACGCUUACAAGCCACCAGGACUCUGGAUCAAAGGUCUUAUCGGAGAGAAUCGGAAAUAUGACGGAUGCAGAACGAUGCAACGUGCCAUAGGAAACUCUUGAGAGAGAAGAAUGGACGUAUUAUAAAAAGUAAGCAGCUUAAGAAAUGGCGGCGAGGAAUGAGCACAAUCAAGGAAACGUCUUCUUCCUUUGUGGAAACUUGAAUUUUUUUUUUUUUCACGCGGUCACUUUGAGUGUGGAAACAAAACUAAUGAGCUAUAUAACCAAUUGUUGAAUUGAAGGUGUAAAUACAUUUCUUAGUUAAGGUCUAGUCUGUGUGCUGUCUCAAAGUUAGGAAAGUAGAAUGCAUUCCAUCAACUUUUUUUCUUCUAUUCGUAUUGCUUGCAUCAUUUGCUAGAUAUAUCAAAUUGAAGA
Messenger RNA from Syngnathus acus (greater pipefish), 2191 nucleotides. RefSeq names its product potassium inwardly rectifying channel subfamily J member 12a (gene kcnj12a). Gene Ontology annotation, molecular function: inward rectifier potassium channel activity. The record is from RefSeq and is a predicted model, not a curated record. Lineage: Eukaryota; Metazoa; Chordata; Actinopteri; Syngnathiformes; Syngnathidae. The coding region runs from base 526 to 1839 and encodes 437 amino acids. The transcript has 2 exons. Gene Ontology annotation, cellular component: plasma membrane. Gene Ontology annotation, biological process: regulation of monoatomic ion transmembrane transport; potassium ion import across plasma membrane.